AGCAUUUCAUUUAUUUAUUGCUAUCGGGAUGUUAACAGCAUUACAUGGAAUAUAACUAAAAGUGUUUCUGAAGUGAAUGACCUACCCUACCUUUAAGUACAUAUUCAGCCUCUGCUGCUUUAAAUACCAGAUACAUUUGGAGACAGGGCAACCAUUGUUGUUUUCUGUUAUAUCACUGUAAAAGUUUCAGUUUCGUUUCUCUGUAAACCGAGCGUCGCUUUAACUGUGAGGAGGAGAUGUAUCAAAUCAGGUCAGUCUGCUGAACCAACUGGUUAGCUGACUUGCCCGGAACUCAUUUAAGUAUGACUUUACUCAUCUCUAAGUUUGUCACCAAGACCCUGUGCGACCACCAUGGUUGCUUGGACUUCAAGCACCUUGAUGAGAAGAUUGCACAGUCUUUCACCGUUGCGCCUCAACUCCUGCGGAGUGUCAUUUUUGACGACGGUAAAAUAGCCAUUGAAGAAGGAAAGCAGAAGGCCAUCGGCAGCCAAGUAAUCAGCCCGGACAGUCUGAUAGUGGCUAAAACCAGCCUGCGUCUCUGUCAGAAAAAACCCGGAGAUUGUGUACAGUGCGACGGGUUACACCUGUGCAGGUAUUACGUCUGUGGAGACUGUACGUUCGGAGCAAAGUGUAAAAAUCCCCAUAGCCUGGCUUUUCCAAACGAUGCAGAGCUUUUGAAAAAAUAUGGUCUUCAGGACUUGAAGGAGAAACAGUUGUUCCAGCUGUUACUGCAGAAUGAUCCAUAUCUGCUGCCUGAGAUCUGCCAGCACUACAAUAAAGGCAACAGUGUGCACGGUUCCUGCAAAUUCGCCACUUCCUGCACCAAGCUCCACAUCUGCCUGCACUAUCUGCAGGGUGACUGUAAGUUUGGCUCCUCGUGCAAAAGAACACAUACUGUUGAUGCCAAUGGAACGAAGAUUUUCCGAGGAUUCAGUCAGGAAAAUAUUACAAACCUUCUUCAGAUCUACAGAAAUAAAUUCAUCAUCACGGGUCAACAUGAGAGACAAGCUUCUGUUGUUCUCGGGCUGCCAGUCGCGAGAACCCCGACUCAGCAACCAUCUCACAACAACCCUAGACCCCCAACUACUUCUGCUGGUCCAUCUAAAGCCAUAAGCGAUGCAGAGAGGGAUGAAAUCUGUCUCUUCUUCAUCCGCAGACACUGCAGCUUCAAAGAGAAGUGUGCUCGUGUCCAUUGGCCCUGGCCUUACAGAUGGCAGGUGUUAGACCGUGAUGGUGUGACCUGGAAGGACCUGCCUGACAUGGAAGACAUGGAGAAGGCCUACUGCGACCCAGGACAGGACACAAGCUGCAUCGAGCCACCAGCCGCCCCCUUAGGCAUUUUGAGAUACCUGUCACUAACAAGCUCGGCACCCCCGGCUGGGCCGUCAGUAGACUUCAUGACCAUGACAUACGCAGGGUCUCCAGUCCGCCGCCUGUCCACAGCCUCCUCCGUCUCAAAGCCCCCCCACUUCCUUCUCACCACACAGUGGCUCUGGUACUGGAAGGAUGAGAGCGGGAAAUGGCUGGAGUAUGGACAGGGAGAUGGUGACAGGCCAGCCUCUGUGACCUCUCAGACUCUGGAGAAUGUGUACCUGGCAGACAGCGAUACUGAGAUUCCUUUUGGUGCUGGCAACCACCAGUACAUCCUCCACUUCAAGAGUGCCCUGGGAGCACAGGGGAUAUAUCAGCAGAAUGUCAAGUUUAAGACCAAGAGGGAGGUCCGACGGAGGCCUGUCUUUGUGUCGGGUCAUGACGUGGAGGUGAAGCUAAAGAGUGGAUCAUCACCCAGCUCCUCCACAGCUGACAGUUUCCCCCCCAACUGGGACAAGAAGGCCAUACUGGAUUUUGGACACAAGCUCGUACUGCUCUCCAAAUCUGAGAAGGAGUAUCAGAUGAUUGAGUCGCUGUUUAAGCGCACGAUGCCACUGAGUAAAAUCAACAAAAUACAGAGGAUCCAGAACUCCUCUCUGUGGAAAAUCUUUCAGUGGCAGAAAGAGCAGAUGAAGAUGAGGAAUGGAGGGAAAACUGUGAAUGAGCAGUACUUGUUCCACGGGACAGAAGAAUCCCUGAUUGAUGCCAUCUGUGAGCAAAACUUUGACUGGAGGAUGUGUGGGGUCCACGGCACGGCCUACGGCAAAGGGAGCUACUUUGCCAGAGAUGCGUCUUACUCACACAGAUAUGCCACGUUGAAAAGUAAACAGAGCAACAUCAUGUUUGUUGCUCUGGUGCUGAUCGGGGAGUACACCAGGGGGAGCAGCAGCUACGUCCGGCCCCCACCCAAAGGAAGCGGCAAAGACCUCUACGACAGUUGUGUUGACAGCAAGAGCGACCCCAGCAUCUUUGUUGUCUUUGAGAAACAACAGAUCUAUCCCGAGUAUAUCAUCAACUACUCUUGAGUCACAAUGCUGGGGUAAAUCUUUAUUAUGGGAUACUGUGUACUUCAACGGAAGCUACCUUUGUUAAAGGUUUGUGACGUUUAACACUGGUGGAAGAAGUCUUCAUUAGGGUUGUAAUGCUACAAUGCAAAAAUACAUAUUAAUAAUAAUACAUUUGAUUUUUAUAGCACUUUUCCUAAUGCUCAAACACGCUUUACAUACAAUUACAACAGAAACAGUGCAAAGAAAACAAAACACAUUACACAUAAGAGAUUAUCAUUAAAAGUAUUGAAUGCAAUAUAAUCAUUGUAUUAACUAGUAUUGAUAUAAUAGUUUGAGGUUAAGUAAUUAGUAAAGUGUAUCAGAAAAUUCUUGCAGAAUGUAUAGAAACAAAAAAAAAGUAUAUUCUUGUGUUUAGUGUCUAUUGUGUUGAAGCAAUCUGCUACAGGUUGUUGUUUUUGGUCAAUAAAGGAAUCUGAGGGUCUGCUGCUAUAUGAAAUGAAAUCACCUUGUUAUGUAGAAGAAAUAUUCCAAAUUGCCAAUAAAGUUAACAAUGUGUAUAUAACUGAACAAAGAGUGAUCUGAUUUUCACAUGUUAAUAUUUAAUUACACACAAGUGCCAUUCAACCCAUUUUAAAUGUACAUCAUUCAGAAAGGCAUGUUCAGCCCUGUGCCUCAUCACAGCAGCUACAUGUAUAAUCAUCAAUUAAUCACAUCUUAUUCUAUACAUUUACAAUUCAAAUGUAUUCAGGGCUCUAAUUCAUAAGUUUCAUCAAAUAACUUCCAAAUAAUUGUCUAAAAUUCUAAAUAAGAUUGAUCAUCUUACAUGAGAAACAUUUCAUUUCAAUAAAGUAUAAAGAAUAAUAAAUUAGACAUGAUCAAUUUAAUCAAAUGUUUUUACUCCACGACCUAAACAAGUUCCAUCUUGUUUACUAUUCUGAGAUAUUUUAUAAAUGCUGAGUCAUCAGAAAAUAAAAACAGGAGGAUUUCCUUUAAAAUCACUGUAAAAUAGCAGCUGUCAUUUGAAGGGGUUUAAAGAUAACGUGACAGCAUUGUGUAAGACUGGAGUCAACAGCAGUAACUUGUAAUGUAGAGACAAUCAAUUAAUUCUACAGUGCAAGGAAGACAAAUAGUUGAGGUGAAUUCAUUCAUUUCACAGACUUUUAUUCGCUCUUUAUUCACUCGUCUCGUUUUCAGUACCCUUUAAAGUUCACUCACCAAGAAGAAAGGCACUAACCAUGCACUAUCAUC
This is a messenger RNA of Notothenia coriiceps (black rockcod), 3626 nucleotides long. RefSeq names its product poly (ADP-ribose) polymerase family, member 12a (gene parp12a). Gene Ontology annotation, molecular function: metal ion binding; NAD+ poly-ADP-ribosyltransferase activity. The record is from RefSeq and is a predicted model, not a curated record. Bases 303 to 2396 code for a protein of 697 amino acids. Gene Ontology annotation, cellular component: nucleus. Lineage: Eukaryota; Metazoa; Chordata; Actinopteri; Perciformes; Nototheniidae. The transcript has 11 exons.